AUGUCCGUGGACGGGGAGUGGGUGCGCGACGCCGACGCCGACGCCGACGAGCGGCGCCGCCACGCGCUGUACGAGCCCGGGCAGUGCCCGUUCGUGGACGUGGGGUUCCAGUGCAGCGAGAACGGCCGGCCGGACGGCGAGUACUCCAAGUGGAGGUGGCGGCCGACGCGCUGCACGCUGCCAGGGUUCGACGCCGCGAGGCUACUCGAGAUCCUCCGCAACCGCCGGCUGGUGUUCGUCGGCGACUCGAUCGGCCGGAACCAGUGGGAGUCCAUGCUGUGCAUGCUCGCCUCGGCCGUCGCCGACAAGGGCUCCAUCUACGAGGAGAAUGGGAGCCCCAUCACCAAGCACAAGGGCUUCCUCUCCUUCCGGUUCCGGAGCCACAACUGCACCGUGGAGCACUACCGGUCGCCGUACCUGGUCCGCCGCGGCCGCCCGCCGCGCCGCUCGCCGAAGCACGUCGGCGCCACGCUCCAGUUGGGCGCAAUGGAUUCCAGGGCAGCCCGGUGGAAGGACGCGGACAUCCUCGUGUUCAACACGGGCCACUGGUGGAACCAGGAGAGGCUGCAGCGACUAGGGUGCUACUUCCAGGACGGCAAGAAGCUGCAGCUGAACAUGAGCGUCGAGGACGCCUACCAAAGGGCGAUGGGCACACUGCAGAAAUGGGUCCAGAAGGAAGUGAACGCCGCCAAAACACUGGCGGUGCUCCGGACGUACUCGCCGGCGCACGUAAGGGCGACGGACAGUUCUGGAGGGUGUACCAUGGAGACGCUGCCGGAGCUGAACGCUUCCCGGAUCGCCCUGCACCGGUGGCCGGGCGUUCUGAACCCGGCCUUUGAGGCGUCGAAGACGAAGAAGAAGCAGCAUCACGCCGCGGCGGAGCUGCACGUGCUGAACGUCACCCUGAUGACGGCGCAGAGGAGGGACGGCCACCCGUCGGUGUACAACGUCGCGCCGCCGUCGAGGGCGCCGGUGGCGGCGGGGCAGAGGGCGGACUGCAGCCACUGGUGCCUGCCCGGCGUGCCGGACGAGUGGAACGAGCUCCUCUACGCUCUGAUCGUCAGGAGAUUUGCGUCGUGACUCGUGAUGAUAUUAGCUUCUGGCAAAUGUGAGCGGGACCAUUCGCAUUUGCAAACUCCGUGAAAUGGACUGCUUAGGAAAAUUUAAAAAUUUUGCAUGUAGAUAUUG
Molecule: messenger RNA, 1188 nt
Organism: Panicum virgatum (switchgrass)
Lineage: Eukaryota; Viridiplantae; Streptophyta; Magnoliopsida; Poales; Poaceae
Product: protein trichome birefringence-like 11
Exons: 3
Coding region: 1-1080 (359 amino acids)
Cellular component (GO): Golgi apparatus
Molecular function (GO): O-acetyltransferase activity
Source: RefSeq, a predicted model, not a curated record